AUGUGCUGCCCAACCAAAGUACUGUUCGGGAUCGUCGGCUUCCUGUCGGCGGUCGCCGCUGCCGCCCACUGGGACCAUGCGGUCGAUCUGGACGAGAACUAUCGGCUGCUGUGGAGCAUCAGUCAGCAGGACAUCACGUUCGAGGUGCAGGCCCGUACGCAGGGUUACGUCGGGCUCGGAUUCUCCACCGACGGUACCAUCUACGGUGCGGAUGUUGUCAUCGGGUGGGUCGAGAAUGGGCAGGUUCACUUCCAGGAUCGACACUUCAAGCAGAACAGUAACGGUGAGCCACAUGUGGACCUUUCGCUAGACUACGUGCUGCUACUGGGGUACGAGAAUGCGACCCACACGGUGUUGCGGUUCCGCCGGAAGCUCGAUACGUGCGAUACAGCACAAGAUGUCCCGAUUACGAAUGACACCAUCCGUAUCAUCUACAUGUACCAUAACAACGAACCAAGGAACGGUUCCCAAGCGAUAGGCACGCUACCGGAUCCGACCGAAGCGUUCAAGGAUUCGGUGCCAAUCUUCCUAACGCAGCGCGUCAACCAGGUGCCGAUCGAGCUGGAUUCGCGCACACGUACGAUCGAGCUGCGAAACAAAGACGUCCCGAUACCGCAGACGGACGAUAAUCUGCGCUGGUGUACGAUGUUCAAGCUGGACCAGUUCGUGCGGAAGCAUCACGUGAUUCGGUACGAACCGGUGAUUGAGUCGCGCUCGAACAUUCCGCAUCUGCGACAUAUCAUACUGUACGAGUGCCAGGGUUCAACGCCAGAGCUGGAGAUCAUGUCCAGAGAGUUCGGUCGAUCGUGCAUGGAAGCGGAAAAGGAGCUGCUGACGUGCAACUCGAUCGUUGCUGCAUGGUCCCGCGGUUCGGAGGGCUUCACCUAUCCGCUCGAGGCUGGCUACCCGCUCGAUUCGUACCAGGCCCGGUUCUACAUGAUGGAAACACACUACACCGGCUUCCAGAGUAAUUCGGUCGACCUGACGCCACGCGUAGACAACUCCGGCCUACGGCUGUACUACACCACAACGCUCCGCAAGCACGACGCCGGCGUCCUGUCGGUCGGUAUGCAACCGAACUGGCGUCACAUCAUCCCACCGGGGCAGGAUCGGGUGCUGUCCGAGGGUCACUGCAUAGAGGAGUGCACGCAGCGUGCCUUUCCCCGGCCCGGCAUCAACAUCUUCGCCGUGAUGAUGCAAACGAACGGCAUGGGACGGCAGAUACGCUUCCGGCAGGUGCGCCACCGCGAGGAACUGACACCGAUCGCACACGACGCGAACGUAGACGCCAACUAUCAGGAGUACCGCCGGCUGCAUGUGCCGGUGAAAGCGCUGCCCGGGGAUCGGCUGAUCGCCGAGUGCACGUACGACAGUACCGGUCGGAAGCAGAUCGCACUCGGCGGGUACUCGUCGCGCGACGAAACCUGCCUGGUGCUGAGCUUGUACUAUCCGCGCCAGAAGGAGCUGACCUCCUGCCAUUCGAUACCGAGCCUGCCGACGGUGUUGCGGGCGGUCGGCAUUAAUGAGCUGGCGGCCGGUACGAAUCCGAUUCGUAUCGCAUCACCGCCGGAAAUUGCCGGCAUGACGCUCGAGGAACGGUUGCUCACCUACGAUUGGCGCGUUAACUUCAACGACUUCCAGUACGUCGUGCGCAAGGGUGCGUUCAAGCCGCUGUGCUGGAGCGCCCGGAAUACGCCCAUACCGGGUACCGACAAUGUGGAUGCGUACGCACCGAACCUCACGAAAAUCUGGCGUCCGAUGGCAACGUGCAGCUUCAAUGGCGGUACAUCGGCACACGCCGGUAGCGGACCCAGUGGCGGCAGUUACAGCGUCAAUCGGUUCGUUACCGAGCGCGACAUCAGUCUCGACCGGCCGCUGGACGAUGCGGAUGACGACCGGUGGAACGUUAUCGAGGGUGCGGCCCGGAGCAAAUCCAUCCGCAGUUCGGCCCCGUCGGCGAACCUCGCUAGUGGGGUAACGCUGGCAGUGGCUGUCUCGCGGUUAGUGCUGUUUGUGAUCUUUCUCAACACGGUCAGGUUACUGUGA
Molecule: messenger RNA, 2046 nt
Organism: Anopheles marshallii
Lineage: Eukaryota; Metazoa; Arthropoda; Insecta; Diptera; Culicidae
Product: MOXD1 homolog 2-like
Exons: 6
Coding region: 1-2046 (681 amino acids)
Biological process (GO): norepinephrine biosynthetic process; octopamine biosynthetic process; dopamine catabolic process
Cellular component (GO): secretory granule membrane
Molecular function (GO): dopamine beta-monooxygenase activity; copper ion binding
Source: RefSeq, a predicted model, not a curated record